AUGGAGACGAUAGCUGGGAGGAGCCUGGCGUUGGCCGAGUUGAUGGCCGAGGGGCGGAUCCCGGAUGAUGGCACCAGUCUCAGUGCCCUCAACAACAACCACCAUCCGGAGAUGAGCUCGAUAUCGCUCGGGUUCUUGAAGGCGUUCUCGGCAGGGCCCGAAUCCGGUCAAAUUUCGCAUGCAUCGUCGCUCGAAAGUUUGGACUCGAGCCCUGGGUCCUUGCUGAAUCAUAUGGGCAGCCAGGAACCCGACGACGGCUCGACCUCAUGCUCCGAGGAUUCUUUCGAAAUGUCCUCCACCUGUUCUACACGAGACACCCCUGGACACUCACCGCAACGCGAAGGAACCUCAUCUUCUUUCACUUCCGGCGGCAGCGAGUACAAGUUGGACCCCGAGUCUUCGGUGGCCCCAUCCCGAGAAGGUUCCUCCGGACGUGAUUCUGUGGUCGGAACGCUACCAUCAACUUCUUCACUCUUGUUACUACGAAGACCACCCUCAACUUCCAUCAGCAUGGAUUCAUUUUUGUUGAAGGACCGGAUAACAAACCUUCGGGAAAGCGUCGACGAGCUCGACACGAAUAUGCCGACACUGGAUUUUGAUCGGCUCGAGAAACAGCUCCAAUCGGCCGCCAAGGAGCGUGAGGACUCGGAGAGGAGAUGGCUGGGUGAAGAGGUCCGGAAGCGGUUAGCAACUCAAAUUGACACCUACUCCAGCCCGUCACCAAUGUUGACCAACCGACAAAAUCGGCCGAUGGGCAUGAGGUUGCAGACUGGGAUGAAUCUACAGGUCUGCUACAUCAACGAGUUAAGCGAGACAAGCGAAGCAGCUUCAAGCUCCGAAAGCGACGAGGAAUGCCGAAUGUCGAAAAGCCGAUCCGUUCCCUGCCUUAAGUCAAAAGCGAAGCGCGAAGACCCGAUCGUCAACGAGCUGCGUAGACGGGCCGAGGAGGGGCAGAAAUUGGAUCCGGCCGAGCGACAGCGUCUUCUUAACGCCGAAACGAAUGUCGUACUGGCAAAAUCGAAAGAAGCCGGUGCAAAAACGUUAGAAGAUUAUAGGAGAACAAAGUCUCGGGCCUGCGAGAUCCCACGACAAAGUCGACAACUCCUGAGUAGGCUGUCAACUUCCGAAAUUCAAGAGAUCCUUGACAAGAUACAGAACGCAAUUGCGACGAAAAACCAUCAGCUCGUCUCGUUACUAAUCGAAAGGGAUACGUUGCAUAUGGAGCACGACUCGUUGCUGGUCGAUAUUGAGGAUUUCCAGGAGCACGAAGCCGACGCGCCGGCCCUCGACUUCCAGAAGCUUCUCAAGAGUCAGGAAAACCUUGGCAAAGAGCCAAUCCUGCAAGAACUUCCGGAGAGGCGAUCCCAAAACGGGAAUGUCAGAUCGGACGUGGCAUUCGUCGUACUCGUCCGCGACCGGCACAACAUCACCGAGUACGAGUUUGCCCAAAUGACGGUCAGGUGCUACGCGGAAUCGAGGGGAAUACCGUAUUUUCUGGUGGAUGAGACGCCGGAGAAUCGGGAGGGAUGUGGAAUGGAGGAUCAAAUGUACCGUCGACAUUGUAUUUUGGCAAACGUAAUGGCCGCAACAAAUCAUAAAUGGUUCGUCAUGUUUGACGCCGACAUGGGUAUCAUCAACCCUCGACAAAAAAUCGAUCGCUUCAUCCCAAAAGAUGACGCCACUUUUCUGGUCUUGACGAAUCGGGUGAUGAACUCGGAGAUUAUGACUGGGAGCUACAUCGUUAGAAAUGACAAGCGAGGCCGCGGGUUUCUCAAUUUUUGGGCAUCCGGCGAUACAAACUACACGGGUCUGGUGGGCAGUGACAACGCCGCUGUACAUAGCACUUUAAUCCGAAAAUACCUCCCCCACCUCGAGGCCGACCUCAAAAAGUGCGAGACGUGGUGGCGGAGUGCUACGGCAUUCUGUCGCCUCUUCCUUUAUGAAGUCUGUGUCAGGGAUCUAUUGGAUGAGCAUGAAAUUCCCGGAAUUCAGUUCUUGCCAAAGACCUAUUCCUACGUGAGAGACGGCUGGCUUACAAACGGGAAAUUCAGCGACGAUGAUUUUGUGUUUCAUAACUGGAAAAACAGCGUCAAAAACAACCGGAAAGCAUUCGGAACCUGGGAGUUCCAGUUUGACGAUUCGGCUUUCAGCGAUCUCAGUUGGUGCAACACCUCCCAGUCGGCCGGCGAGCUGUGGCGGUACAAGGAUGGGUUCGCCGUUGGAAAAGAUGUGAUCAGAAAACGCUUGGAUGUAUGGAUCAAAAACACGGGCACCGAACGAAGACGACAAACACGGCAGUAUCAAACUUUUAACGCCUCAGCGUCAAUUGUGAAGAAUUGCAAA
Mesorhabditis spiculigera is the source of this 2343-nucleotide messenger RNA. The record is from the annotation of a GenBank genome assembly. NCBI's taxonomy places the organism in Eukaryota, Metazoa, Nematoda, Chromadorea, Rhabditida, Rhabditidae.